Molecule: messenger RNA, 1970 nt
Organism: Formica exsecta
Lineage: Eukaryota; Metazoa; Arthropoda; Insecta; Hymenoptera; Formicidae
Product: neurotrimin-like
Exons: 5
Coding region: 826-1737 (303 amino acids)
Biological process (GO): synapse organization
Cellular component (GO): neuron projection membrane
Source: RefSeq, a predicted model, not a curated record
CUGAUCGCCGCUGGAGUAGAGUAGAGAGGAGAGAGAGCACGCCUGCGCGGAAUCCCCGGGCGGGCGCGGGCAGUGCCACCGGAGGCCCGGCGGUUUCAGAGCUUCGCCCGGGACGACAAACCGCGGACGAGCCGAGUGCGGGAAACCCCGGUCGCGUAUCACAGUUACUGUCGACCGAUCCGAGGUAUACCGAGUGUCCGCACAGAACGAGGAGUAACAAUCGCGGGGUAAAAAAAAAAAGGAUAAGGGGGGGAUGAUCCCGAUUGUGAACGCCGAGGCAGACCGUUUCGUGACCUUGGUGCGCGCGACACUUUGCGUUCUCCUCCUUUGGAGUAAUUAAAGGAGGAUCCGGUGCUCAUCCCCGGAUCGGUUGCACCGGGAUACGAUAAAUUCUGCGCGCGGGGACCGCUCCUCUAGACUGAUCAACUCGGCCGCGAUCCGCCGAUUUUGCGUUCGGUGAGGUAUCCGCGCGGCGGAGUAUCCACACAAGGCAAAAUAAUGUGAUAUCACAGUGUUGGAAGGAAGAAGAGAAAGGAAAAAGGGAAGAGGGAGAGGCGGAAAGAUUGGUGAGUGCGCGACGAGAACGCCGCAACGAACAGGUUGCAACGAGAGGGUUGCAACGACGGAUAACGCGGGAGUAUGCGCGACUCCUGGUAGCAUCAGGCUGGAAGAUGAGCGGGACGACGACGGAUGAUUAUUAAGCAGAGGAAGCACCGGGAGAAGGGGAUGCACCGAGGUGUUCCAUGAGAUGUCAGUGGAUCCAGGGACAGUUACGCCGUCGUCGUCGUCGUCGUCGUCAUCAUCAUUGUUGUCGUCGUGAUCACCAUGAGGAGGUCCUCCUACGUCAACUACUACGUCCUGUGCCUCGUGUGCUGGAUCCUACUAGGUAUUACCGGAGUGAGUACGAGAUCUCAUUCGUUGGUGAAGAGGUUCGACGGGAUUUACACGGGGCCUUACUUUGACUCGAACACUCCAACGAAUAUCACAGCGCAGCUGGGCACUCACGCUUACCUACCGUGCAAAGUGCGGCAGCUUGGUAACAAAUCAGUUUCCUGGAUCAGAAGAAGAGAUUCGCAUAUCCUCUCGGUGGAUAGAACCAUGUUCAUUCCGGACGAAAGGUUCCAGGCAAUUUUCGGGGAGGCGGACACGUGGACGCUGCAAGUGAAAUAUGUCCAAGCACGCGACGAAGGCGAGUACGAGUGCCAAAUCUCGACCGACCCGAAGAAAAGUCACAUCAUCAAGCUCAAUAUCGUCGUGCCAAAGAUCGAGAUCUUGGGGGACCGUGACAUGUACGUGAAGACCGGAAGUACAGUCGCAAUACGAUGCGUGAUAAAGCAGUCCCUCGAGGGCCCGUUCUACGUUUUCUGGUACCACGAGGGCGAUCGCGUUCUAAAUUAUCAGUUGGGCAAGAUCGAUAUUCAGACGAAGAGGAUCGAACAAGAUACAGUGAGCAGCCUCGUGAUUCACAACGCGAGACGAGAGGACUCGGGUAACUAUACUUGCAGCCCGAGUAACCUGGAUAGCGCGAGCGUGCAGCUGCACGUGCUAAACGGGGAACAUCCCGCGGCAAUUCAGAGAGGCAUCAGUUCAGCGCCGGGUGGUUGUCCCACUCUGUGGUGGCUGGCAGGAGUGGUAACAUUGUACUCGAGUCACGGUAGCCGCCCGUUCGUCCUCGUUCUUCUGAUCCUUAUGGUUCUCUACUCGAAAAAUCCAUCUUACUUUGCGACGGAACGAUAAUCAGGCAAGACCGCAAGGAUGGUAUACGCGUAUAAUCGAUUAUCUCCUGCUACGAGACCCCGACUACCUCGAGAGAAGAGAUCCUCGAUGUUGCGGACCGAUUUCCCGAGAUCAGAAACAAAAAAGACGAGGGUGACAGGAUUAGGAAGAUGGAAGGUAAAAUGAUAGAGAGAAAAAGAGAGAGAGAGAGAGAGAGAGAAAGGGCGAAGAAUAAUGAUUCUGGUGGUAGUAUG